AUGGCCGUCAACGACACUCCUGCUCAGCCAGUCUCCGUUGAAGAGCUGACCAAUAUCACCACCAAGGCCUGCCGUAGCGCUCUCAAAGACACCACUGAGUACGACCACGCUAAAGCUAGUCAAUGGAAUUCCGAUAUUAUCAGCACUACCCUUCAAGGGCUUAUCGCCGCCACCGCCCCAUCUGAUUCUUCCAAGCCAGCACCUUAUCGUUUCACUGUGAACAGCACAAUUGUGCAGCAGGGUCUGAUUGAAAAGUCCGCCGCCGCCGAUGGCACUCAGAGCAACGCCGGCAAGCGCGGUCUGCACUCCGCUUCCGGUGCCUUCUGGGAUGUGAAGCGCGACGGUAUGUGGACAUACAAGUACGAAGGUGCCGAGGAGCAGGGUCUGGAUGUUGUUAUCAGUAUCACUUGGUUCUCAGUGAACUAA
Messenger RNA from Penicillium taxi, 426 nucleotides. Its product is annotated as dynein light chain Tctex-type family protein. Gene Ontology annotation, biological process: microtubule-based movement. Gene Ontology annotation, cellular component: cytoplasm; cytoplasmic dynein complex. Bases 1 to 426 code for a protein of 141 amino acids. NCBI's taxonomy places the organism in Eukaryota, Fungi, Ascomycota, Eurotiomycetes, Eurotiales, Aspergillaceae. The record is from RefSeq and is a predicted model, not a curated record. The transcript is spliced from 4 exons. Gene Ontology annotation, molecular function: dynein intermediate chain binding.